AUGCAUUCAAGUGGAAGAAUCGAAAGUAGACCUUUCAAGAGAAAAAGACCAUCUACAGACCAAGAAUUAUCUAAACGUGUCAGAUCGGAUAGCAGUGAAAUCCAAACCGAAGAUGAGCAGGAUCGUAUACUACUAUUGGAGAGAGAUAUACUCGCAUCCAAAAAAAACUAUAACAGCAUAGCAACAUUGAUCCAAAUCUUCGGAUCUACUGAAAGAGACCUUGACUCUGCACUACUCGCUGCGGUCUCAUUAUGUAGAAUCUUUACGCGACUUUUGGUAACUGGAAGCAUGUCGAAACAACAGAAGACAUCAGAGAAAGCAACAGUUGUAGUCAAGUGGCUCAAAGAUCAAUACCUAAAGUACAAGAAAAUCCUCACUCAUUUACUUUCCGAUGACGAGUUAUCAUCAACAGCGUUAAAUAUAUGUAUGAAAUUAUUAAAGACUGAAGGGCAAAACUCCAGUACCAGCACUGACUAUGAGUUUCCAACGCCUUCUCUGCAUGCUGUUGUGCGAGUAUUGGUUAAUACUGGAGAGUUCAAUAAUGUGAGAAAUGAGUUCGCUCAGAACUAUGUGGAUGUGUAUGACGAUAUAAGGUUUUACACAUUUGAGGCUAUAGAAAAGAUAUUGAAGGGAGAACCAGAACAACUUCAUUCCAAAAUAGUUGUAGAGAAUUGCUUAGAGAUUCUGACAUCUGUACAGUCUGUCCCUGAAUCAAAUGAAGAGUUAAAGAGUUUUUACAUAUCUAAACCUCCAAAUGCUACUCACGCAUUAUACUCUCUUACCCAGCACAAAAAACGAUCCCAAGCUACAUGGCUGGCUCUCAUGCGGCUUGGUGUAGAUAAAAAUCAGAGAAAGAUUAUAUUGAAACUGAUGGCCGAUUCGAUUGCACCUUGGUUCAACAAACCGGAGCUACUAAUGGAUUUUUUAACAGACUGCUAUGACGCAGGUGGCUCGACGUCUUUAUUGGCAUUAUCUGGCGUCUUUUACCUGAUUCAGCAAAAAAAUUUAGAUUAUCCGUUGUUCUACAAGAAACUCUAUUCAUUGCUUGACAGUGAAAUACUACAUUCAAAGCAUCGAUCAAAUUUUUUUCGGCUUCUUGACACUUUUCUGGGAUCAACUCAUUUACCUUCAUCUUUAGUAGCCAGCUUUUUAAAAAGAAUUUCUAGACUGGCAUUAGCAGCUCCGCCAUCUGGAAUCGUUGCCGUUAUCCCUUGGGUGUACAACCUUCUCAAAAGACAUCCAACAUGUACUUUUAUGAUCCACAGAGAAAUAAGAGAUUCAGCAACAAGGAAGAAAAUUGAAAUGGAUGGUGCUAAUGAUCCAUUCAAAAUGGAACAGGAAGACCCCAUGGAAACAAAUGCAAUCGAAAGUAGCCUAUGGGAAAUAUCAAUGCUUCAAUCACACUAUCAUCCAAACAUAGCCACUUUAGCGAAGAUAAUUUCAGAGCAGUUUACCAAGCAAUCAUAUAAUAUGGAAGAUUUCCUCGAUCAUUCUUACGGAAGUAUGUUAGAAGCAGAAAAUUCUAAAGAAAUCAAAAAGAUCCCUGUCAUAGAGUUUCGGAUACCGAAGGUGAUAUUUACGGGAAAGGAAUCUGAGACAGAUACGAAGGAAUGUCUGAUAGAAAAACUAUGGAGAUUUUCGUAA
Blumeria graminis f. sp. triticale is the source of this 1644-nucleotide messenger RNA. The record is from the annotation of a GenBank genome assembly. NCBI's taxonomy places the organism in Eukaryota, Fungi, Ascomycota, Leotiomycetes, Helotiales, Erysiphaceae.